Protopolystoma xenopodis is the source of this 273-nucleotide messenger RNA. The record is from the annotation of a GenBank genome assembly. Lineage: Eukaryota; Metazoa; Platyhelminthes; Monogenea; Polystomatidea; Polystomatidae.
AUGGAACUAUUUUCCCAUUCUUGCCUAUCCACGCCAAAAAAGGACCCGCCCAUCACUCCACACUACCCUCGCAUGAGUAAAAGAUACCAUCAAAGUUGGGCCCUUGAAGCAUCUCUCGAUGUCGGACUGUGGUACCAUCUAGCCGAUGGGAAGUUGAACCAAUCAGGUGGACGCGAACUGGUCGCCUUCAACGUGCAAUUAAGGGCUGUACCAACUAAACUGCUCAUGCCAUUUCUCUCCUCACAAGCAAACGAUGGCCCCUCGUCAGCGUGA